Messenger RNA from Mugil cephalus (flathead mullet), 5172 nucleotides. RefSeq names its product collagen alpha-2(V) chain-like. Gene Ontology annotation, cellular component: collagen type V trimer. The record is from RefSeq and is a predicted model, not a curated record. The transcript has 56 exons. NCBI's taxonomy places the organism in Eukaryota, Metazoa, Chordata, Actinopteri, Mugiliformes, Mugilidae. Gene Ontology annotation, molecular function: protein binding; extracellular matrix structural constituent. The annotation marks the transcript as partial.
AUGCUGCUCCAGAUGUUGACUGCUGCUCUGCUUGACUCAGACAGCUGCUCAGAAAAUGGGAAAGUCUACUCCAACAAUCAGAUCUGGAGGCCAGAGCUGUGUCGGGUCUGUGUGUGUGACAUGGGGGCUGUAGUGUGUGAGGACGAGGUGUGUGAGGAGCUCAGUGACUGCCGGGCGACUGUGGUCCCGGAGGGCGAGUGUUGCCCCGUGUGCUCCACCGCAGCACCGCCUCACAGAACAGACCCCGACGCAGAUACCUGCACAGAAAACGGCACGACCUACUCCAACAAUCAUAUAUGGAGCCCAGAGCCGUGUCGAGUCUGUAUAUGUGAUAUGGGGACGGUGGUUUGUGAGGACGUGGUGUGUGAGGAGCUAGGGGACUGCGAGACAACCGAGGCCCCUGAGGGCGAGUGUUGCCCCGUGUGCUCAGCAGCCGCACCACAUCCUCCUAGCGCGGACAAUAAGACUGAUUCCUGUACGGAGGACGGCAAAGUCUACUCCAACAAUCAGAUAUGGAAACCAGAGCCGUGUCAAGUCUGUAUAUGUGAAAUGGGGACGGUGAUUUGUGAGGACGUGGUGUGUGAGGAUGUAGGUGACUGCCAGACCCUAGAGAUCCCAGAGGGCGAGUGCUGCCCCGUGUGCUCGGCUGAGGCACAGCGGCCUCACACUCAAACUAAAGCUGACACCUGCACGGACAAUGGAAAAGUGUACACCGACAAUGAAAUGUGGAGCCCGGAGCUGUGCCGGGUGUGCGUGUGCGAUAAGGGGACCACAAUGUGUGAGGACGUGGUGUGUGAGGACCUCAGGAACUGCGAGAAAACGAUGACCCCGGAUGGAGAGUGCUGCCCCGUGUGUUUGACUGCAGCUUCAGCGUUGACACCGGGAGCAGACCCAGAAACAGUUCCGGAUGAGAAGAAAGACAAAAAUUGCAAAGUGGAAGAUGAGGUCCAUCACCACAACGACAUCUGGAAACCCGAGCCUUGUCAAGUGUGCGUCUGUGACAACGGCGUCGUCAUCUGUGAUGAGAUUCAGUGUGAAGUCCUGUCAAACUGUGAGAAAGUAGUUACCCCUGAGGGAGAGUGCUGCCCCGUGUGUGACAGCUUCUCCAGCGCCAGCAGGGUGAUAGAACUGAUUGGCUUCAAGGGACAGAAAGGUGAACCGGGUGACAUCCCAUAUGUGGUGGGACUCCCUGGACCUUCAGGACCAUCGGGUCCUCCAGGAGCUCAGGGACACACUGGACCAAGAGGCUUUAAAGGCAGGAAGGGAUUCCCAGGUCCCCCCGGAUUCGAUGGAGAGCCUGGUAUACCAGGAAACCCAGGAGCACCAGGACCCCCUGGCCAUCCUUCCCAUCCUGGGGGCACCCUGGUGUCACACAUGGCUACAGGUUUCAAUGAGAAGUCCGGUCCGUCUGCGAUGUUAACAGGAGAAAGAGGUGAACCUGGACCACGGGGUCUUCCAGGAUCACCUGGAUCACAAGGUCCACCUGGUGGUCAGGGAAUUCCCGGAGAGGCUGGAGAUCCAGGACCAAUGGGGGAGCCAGGUCAUCGAGGACCAGAUGGUCCACCAGGAAAACCAGGACUUGACGGAGGAUCUGGACCUGCAGGUGCAACAGGAGAACCAGGAUUUCCAGGCUCAUCGGGCGCAAGAGGAUUCCCAGGACUUCCAGGUCUCCCAGGGCUGAAAGGCAGCAAAGGAACUUUUGGACUUCCUGGGGCAAAAGGCGAGUCUGGAGCUGUUGGAAGCAAGGGAGCAUCUGGUACUCCUGGUGCAAUGGGCGCUCCUGGACCACUGGGACCUGCUGGUUUGCAGGGAGAAAGAGGCAGAAUUGGAGCAACUGGUCCUGUGGGUAAACGUGGUGCAUCCGGCCAUGUUGGUAAACCAGGUCCUCUGGGUCCAAUAGGAAUCCCCGGUAUGCCAGGAUUUCCUGGUAGUCCAGGAAUGAAGGGCGAAGCAGGACCAACAGGGGUAAGAGGAACACCAGGACAGCAGGGACCCAGGGGCGAGGCUGGACGCGUAGGACCACCUGGACCCAUGGGACAGCAGGGUGCCGGAGGAACUGAUGGAGCACCUGGUGCCCGUGGACAAUCAGGUCUAGCAGGAGUCCAAGGUCCAGCAGGCCUCCUCGGCCCACCUGGUCCCCCCGGGCCCCAGGGAACUACAGGAACACCAGGACCUAAAGGCCAACUGGGUGAUGUUGGGUUGCCUGGAUUCAAAGGAGAAGCUGGUCUGAAGGGAGAAAGAGGGGACCACGGUGCUCAGGGUCCAUUAGGCCCCAUGGGAGAUGAAGGAAAACGAGGAACAAGAGGAGACAGUGGAUCCAUUGGGCCUCCAGGACCUCCAGGAGAAACAGGGGCACCAGGAAACAGAGGCUUCCCUGGUGCAGACGGUUUACCAGGACAAAAGGGUGCCCAGGGUGAAAGGGGGCUGCCAGGGUCGAAUGGUGCCAAAGGUUUAGGUGGAGAUCCAGGACGUGGUGGAGAGCCAGGUUUAACAGGAGCUCGGGGUCUCACUGGACUGAUUGGCGCCCAAGGACCAGAGGGAAACCCAGGACCAGUGGGCUCAGCAGGAGAGGACGGCAAACAAGGCCCGGCUGGUUCUACUGGAGGUAGAGGUGCAGCUGGACCAAUGGGCCUCCCGGGACCAAAGGGCUUUGCAGGGGAUGCUGGGAAAAUUGGGGAGGCCGGAAGUCCUGGACCUCCAGGCCAAAGGGGAGUCAAUGGAAAAGAUGGAGAGGAAGGCGCUGCCGGUCCAACUGGUCCAGCUGGUCCUGCAGGAAAAAGAGGCGAGCAGGGACCCCAGGGAGUGAGCGGUUUCCAGGGUUUGCCCGGACAACCAGGACCUCCUGGAGAAUCAGGAAAACCAGGUGACGAGGGCCUUGCUGGAGAAGUUGGUGCUGCUGGAGCCACAGGUCCAAGAGGAGAAAGAGGCCCUCCUGGAGAAAGGGGCGACAUUGGGCCCAAUGGUCUGCAGGGACCAAAAGGUAGUCCAGGUGGACCAGGACCAGAUGGGCCAAAGGGCAACCCUGGUCCAACGGGCUCUGCUGGAGAGCCAGGCGGUCCAGGACUUCAGGGGAUGCCAGGGGAGAGAGGCAUUCCAGGAAUUUCAGGACCAAAGGGAGAUGCUGGCUCUGCUGGAGAGAAAGGACCAGAAGGCAAAGCAGGAGCAGAUGGUGCAAGGGGACUUCCUGGUUCAGUUGGACCUGCUGGACCUACCGGACCAAAUGGAGAGAAGGGUGAAACUGGCCCACCAGGACCUGCAGGACGUCGAGGCUCAAGAGGAAUCGCUGGUUCUACAGGCCAACCUGGUCCAACUGGUGCUGCCGGCUUUCCUGGACCUUCUGGUCCUGAUGGCCAGCCUGGGGUCAAAGGUGAAACAGGUGAGCCAGGCCUGAAGGGAGAAACAGGAGCGCCUGGACCUCAAGGGACGGCUGGGAAACCAGGAGCACAGGGACCUGUUGGUGUGAAUGGACUGAAAGGUGGAAGAGGAACCAAAGGUCCAGCUGGGUCUCCCGGUUUUCCUGGGUUGCCCGGAGGAGUUGGUCCAGUCGGCGCUCUUGGUGCUGUUGGGGCUGAUGGGCCUAUUGGUGCUCCAGGAAAGCGGGGUCCUGGUGGGAUUCGAGGGGAGAACGGAGCACAGGGACGUCAAGGCGAGAGCGGACCUCCAGGUCCACCAGGAAGCCCUGGAGAGAAAGGAGACUCUGGAGAAGAUGGACCGCCGGGUCCUGAUGGACCUCCAGGACCUGCUGGUACUUCAGGACAGCGUGGAGUUGUCGGCCAGCCUGGAAUCAGAGGAGAAAGAGGAAUGUUGGGACUUCCAGGUCCUGCUGGUCCACCAGGAAAACCUGGAGCAUCUGGAACUCCAGGCAGUAAAGGUCCACCUGGUGGGGUUGGUUUACCAGGAGCAACCGGGCCAAGAGGAGACGCUGGACCUGAGGGUAUUGCUGGAGCAGAGGGGUCUCCCGGUAAAGAUGGCCUCGUAGGGGAAAGGGGAGACAAAGGUGAACCUGGUCCAGAGGGCCUAGCUGGUGCUACAGGGUCCCCUGGUAGUGAAGGUCCAGUGGGAAGUACUGGUAGUCCAGGAGAAAGAGGCGAAAACGGUGCUAAAGGCCCCCCAGGAGCACCAGGACCAGCUGGAGUACGAGGAAAAGUGGGCCCACAAGGACCACAGGGAGAUAAAGGAGCAGCUGGAGAGCCAGGAGAGAGGGGCCAGAAAGGACAUAGAGGUUUCACUGGACUUCAUGGCCUACCUGGAAUAACAGGCGCCACUGGAGAUCAUGGAGCUACAGGGAUUGUUGGACCAGCAGGGCAGAGGGGUCCUCCUGGAGUGUUGGGUCCUCCAGGAAAAGAAGGAAACAUCGGCCAGCCUGGACCAAUGGGUGCUCCUGGAACCAGAGGGUCCAGUGGAGACAUUGGAGCUCAGGGUCCACCUGGUGAACCCGGACCUCCCGGCCCUCCAGGCUCCCCAGGACCUCCCACCACGGCUGUGGACGACUUAUUUGCUGGCCUGGUCGAUUAUGAUGAGAAUGGCGGCGGUCCUGAUGUCCUGGAAUUUGUUGAGGGCGAUCUAGCUGCUGAUCCUCCGCCUCCAGAGUUCAACAGAGAUGAAGCCCUUCCCAAUAAGAACCAAGCCAUCCUGAGUUCGGAGACCGGCGUCCACGCCACACUGAAGACCCUCAGCGGUCAUCUGCAAAACCUCCGCAGUCCUGACGGCAGCAAAAUGAACCCUGCAAAAACCUGCCAGGACAUCAAGCAGUGCUAUCCUGAGAAACAGUCUGGUGAGUACUGGAUUGAUCCAAACCAAGGAAGCACAAAAGAUGCCAUUAAAGUCUUCUGCAACAUGGAAAGUGGUGAAACCUGCAUCUCUGCGAACCCGGCCAACAUUCCCCGCAAAGCCUGGUGGACCAAAUCUAAUCCCACUGCCAACAAACCCAUCUGGUUUGAAGCUGACAUGAACGGUGGAACGAGAUUCCACUAUGGGAAUAAAGAGGAGCAGCCAAACGCGGUAGCAGUUCAGCUGAAGCUCCUGCAGCUUCUGUCCAAGGAGUCGCACCAGAACAUCACCUACCACUGCAAGAACAGCGUGGCUUAUAAAGACGAGAAGAACGCCAACCUGAAGAAAGCUCUGGUCCUCAAAGGCUCAAAUGGCCAAGAACUCAGAGCUCAAGGCACCAAC